AUGACUUUCGCGCCGUCUGAGUCCGGGAAGGAGGGCUCUGAACUGGACAAGGGCCCUGUCUCGCGGUGUGAACGCGGGUACGUGCACAGGCGCCCGCGGAAGCUCGGGUCCUCGGGUGCCCAGCGUGGGGCCUGGCGGCACCGGCUGAGCACCACGGGUGCUGUGCUGCACUCAGCUCCUGGCAGCCGGCCUGGUCAGGACGGUGCCGAGGGAGUGGAGGCAGCAGGAAUGAGCGACGGCCGGCGGGUGAGAGGCUGGGCCACCUUCCGGAGAAGCCUUAUCUCCGUGACACACGCCAGGCCCCCUGCCCCACGGGCCCGGCGGCGCAGGAUCUGUGGGAUCCAUUUUACCGUCAAAGGACUGAUCCGAGAAGAAAACGGUCCCGGCCGGCCGUGCCGAUACGCCUCCCCCGGUGACCAUCGGGGUGGUCUGGGCAUCACCCGGGCAGGGGAGGCGGUGAGGGGUCUGAGCCCCAGCCCAGGACCCGGGCGCCUGAGGCGUCACGUCGCAUCGGAUGCCGAGGCUGCUUGUGCUUCCCAGCGAGCGCUGCUGGCAUCCCAGGCUCACCGGCCAGCCCGUGGCGCCGCCCAGCCUGCGGUGCGCACCUGCCGCGCCGAGAGGGCCCCUCGCAGGGCGGUCUGGAGCACCCAGGACAAGGAGGGGAAGCAGGCAGAGACAGGAGGCGUGCUCAGCGACGGGUCUGACGCCACACAGCACGGCCUCUGCGGCCGACCCCUGACCCCACGAGCCACGGCCGACCCCUGUCCCCACGAGCCGCGGCCGACCCCUGUCCCCACGAGCCGCGGCCGACCCCUGUCCCCACGAGCCGCGGCUGCCCCCUGCCCCCAGGAGCGAGGUGGCGGGCAGAAGACCCCACAGCAGGCACCUGGGGGCCUGGGGGAGGGUGGUGAAUGUGCCCCAGAGGGCGCCGGGAUCGGGGGGCAGGUGCAGAUGGUGGCCGUCAGCUCCGCGGCUCCAGGCGACGUCCUGUCCGUGGUUCCCAAGCCUCCUGCCCCUGGGCACUUGCACCCCGGAGGGCGCAAGCAGGUGUUAGCAAGCUGCGCAACCCUCCAAGGGUUGGCCAACCCUGAGACGGAGCACAUCAGCGACUGCGAGAGUCUCCUCCCGGGGCCUCAGCCACGGCUCCUAAGGCCCACGCUGGCGGUCCAGCAGAGCCGGCAUGGUGAGGAGGGCGCUGGAAGGAGAGGUGGAGGGAAGGCCCUGUACCUGGAGGGGCCGGGCCGCGGCACCGCUGAGCCCGCACGGGGAGCAGACCCAAGGCCCCUGAUGGGUGCCGUGGGCCUCGGUACCCGCGACUCACCAGCGUGCACGACUUCCUGCAGUGUCGCCUGCCGCAGCCCUCACCCCGGCCGGAGCAGUGCCCACAGCUCCCGAAUUGAGCGCCCACAUGUCUGCAAUGGAAAGUUCCAUGGUGAUGACUGCACACAGGUGCUGCCCGUGCAUCUCGGCGGCGCUGCUGUCCGGGUCCAGUUCCGGUUCCGGCUGUGCGAUGAGGAAGAGGGCGGGGACCUGGUCCAGCCGGGCAUCAGCUUUCCGGGGCCAGCAGAGGAGGAUCUAGACCAGCAGUACUCAUGGUCCCCGACGCCGCACUUCAAUGAGGGGAGGUACUCGCCGGCUCCCAGGAACAUGAAGGGGCUGCCGGGGGGCCGGGCGCCCGCCCCGCUGUGCUCGGCACACACCUGCGGCCUGGCGGCCCCCGAGGACUGCGAGCACCUGCAGCGGGCGCAGGAGGCCAGGCCGCCCUGCCUGCUGAGCCCGGUGGACGGCUGCCCCCUGGACCACCACCGCUGCUCGCCCGGCAGCUCGGUGCACUCGGAGUGCCUGGUGAUGCCCGUGGUGCUGGGCGAGCACGUGUCCAGCAGCACCUUCCCCAGGAUGCACUACAGCUCCCACUACGACUCGAGGGACGACUGUGCGGCGCCGCACGCCGGCGCCAGGGCCACCCGCAUCCCCGCCAACCUGCUGGGCCAGUUCGAGAAGCAGGGCCCGCCGCGCAGGGACGGCUUCCACACGCUGCAGUACCAGCGGGCGCCGGCGGCCGCGGGCGCGCGCGGCGAGAGCCCGGGCAGGAUACGCCACCUGGUGCACUCGGUGCAGAAGCUCUUCACCAAGUCCCACUCGCUCGAGGGCCCCGCCAAGGGCCACGUCAACGGGGCCAAGGGCGACGGCCGCGCGGAGGACCCCCUGCACGCGCACCACCCCAGGCACGGCAAGCGGAGUAGAAGCAAGGAGCGCAAGCCCGAGAGCAGGGCCCGCGCGGGCGCCGGCAGCUGGCGGAGCUCCGACGACAACCUGGACAGCGACAGCACCUGCCGCGCGCCCAGCGUGGCCGACCGGCUCCGCGUGGGCGCCGUCUCCCGCUGCUACCCCGGCGCGCUGCCCGGCCCCUUCGGGGACCUGUCCCUGAGGACGUCCAAGAGCAACAGCGACGUCAAGUGCUCGGCCUGCGAGGGCCUGACCCUGACGCCCGACGCCGGGUACCUGAAGCGGAGCUCCUGGUCCACGCUGACGGUGAGCCAGGCCAAGGAGGCCGUCCGCAAGGGCUCGCUGCGCCUGGACAGGCCGCCGCCCCCCCCGGACGCCCAGCCCGCCCCGAGGCCGUGCCACUACCUGCAGGUGCCCCAGGACGAGUGGGGGGGGUGCCCCCCGGGGGGCAAGGACCAGGAGAUACCCUGCCGGAGAAUGAGGAGCGGGAGCUACAUCAAAGCCAUGGGCGACGAGGAGAGCGCCGAGUCCGACUCCAGCCCCAAGACGUCCCCCACGGCGGCCAUGCGGCCGGACCCCCUGCUCAAGCCCGUCGGACCGAGGCCGCUGGCCGAUCUCCAAACCCAGAGCUACCUGCAAGCGGCAAGGGACGCGUCUGCUGCCCACAGCCUGGACCUCUCUGCCAAGUACAACUCCCCGAAGUUCCGCUCCCGGAACCAGAGCUACAUGCGAGCCGUCAGCACCCUGAGCCAGGCCAGCUGUGUGAGCCAGAUGAGCCAGGCCGAGAUGAACGGGCAGUUCGAGUCGGUGUGUGAGUCCGUCUUCAGUGAAGUCGAAUCCCAGGCCAUGGACGCCCUGGACCUUCCCGGAUGCUUCCGGACGCGCAGCCACAGUUACCUCCGAGCCAUCCAGGCCGGUUACUCCCAGGACGAUGAAUGUAUUCCCGUGAUGACGCCCUCCAACACCACCUCGACCGUCAGAUCCGCAGCAGCCGUGUCGUACGCAAACUACAAGAAGACCCCGCCGCCCGUGCCCCCGCGCACCACCUCCAAGCCCCUGAUCUCGGUGACGGCGCAGAGCAGCACCGAGUCCACGCAGGACGCCUACCAGGACAGCCGUGCCCAGAGGGCGUCCCCAUGGCCCCAGGACACCCGUGGCCUCUACAACUCCACGGACAGUCUGGACAGCACCAAGGCCAUGAGCCUCGCCCUGGAGACGGCCGCGGCCCAGCGCCUCGCUGCCGAGGGCCAGGGCGGCCCCACGCGGGCCAGCGACAAGGCCGUCCUGUCCAAGGCCGAGGACUUCCUCAAGAGCCGGCACUCCUCCAUCGGGAUCCAGGAUUCUGAAUUCCCAGAGCGUCAGCCAUACCCAAGGUCAGAUGUGGAAACAGCCACCGAUUCGGACACGGAGAGCCGAGGCCUGCGGGAAUACCACUCUGUUGGCGUCCAGGUGGAAGAUGAGAAGCGACACGGACGCUUUAAGCGCUCGAACAGCGUGACGGCCGCCGUCCAGGCAGACUUGGAGCUGGAGGGCUUCCCGGGACGCGUCACCAUGGAGGACAAGGGCCUGCAGUUCGGCCCCGCCCUCCAGCGGCACUCGGAGCCCAGCACGCCCACCCAGUACGGGGCGGUCAGGACUGUGCGGACGCAGGGGCUCUUCAGCUACAGAGAGGACUACAGGGCGCCCGUGGACGCGGCCACCCUGCCGCCGCCCGAGCCCUGGCUGGAGCCGUCCGUGGACACGGGGGACCCCGGGAGGACGUCCCCGGGCCGCCGGGACGGCUCCUGGUUUGUGAAGCUGCUGCACACGGAGACCAGCAGGAUGGAAGGCUGGUGCAAGGACAUGGAGAGGGAGGCCGAGGACAACGACCUCUCGGAGGAAAUCCUUGGGAAGAUCCGGAGCGCCGUGGGGAGCGCGCAGCUUCUGAUGUCCCAGAAAUUCCAGCAGUUCUAUUGGUUGUGCCAACAGAAUAUGGACCCCAGCGCCAUGCCGAGACCCACCUCCCAGGACCUGGCGGGCUACUGGGACAUGCUGCAGCUGUCCGUUGAGGACGUCAGCAUGAAGUUUGACGAGCUGCACCAGCUGAAGCUCAACGACUGGAAGAUAAUCGAGUCUCCGGAAAGAAAGGAAGAAAGAAAGGUCCCCCCUCCAAUACCAAAGAAGCCCCCCAAAGGAAAAUUUCCUAUCACGAGAGAAAAGUCCCUGGACCUGCCGGACAGACAACGUCAGGAAGCCCGGAGGCGGCUCAUUGCUGCCAAGCGGGCGGCCUCCUUCCGCCAGAAUUCGGCCUCGGAGCGUGCAGACAGCAUCGAGAUCUACAUCCCGGAGGCCCAGACACGCCUCUAGGGGCGCCUUUCCCUCUCUUUUCUUUUUAACAAAAUGCUUGUACAGUUUCUCACCUA
This is a messenger RNA of Hyaena hyaena (striped hyena), 4628 nucleotides long. RefSeq names its product DLG associated protein 2 (gene DLGAP2). The record is from RefSeq and is a predicted model, not a curated record. Gene Ontology annotation, molecular function: molecular adaptor activity. NCBI's taxonomy places the organism in Eukaryota, Metazoa, Chordata, Mammalia, Carnivora, Hyaenidae. Gene Ontology annotation, biological process: signaling. Gene Ontology annotation, cellular component: postsynaptic specialization; glutamatergic synapse. The transcript has 21 exons. Bases 1 to 4572 code for a protein of 1523 amino acids.